CUCAGUGACACUCAAACAUGAAGAUGAAGCGAAUUAUUUGCUCCUUAUUAUUAUUAUUUAUUGGGUAUUGUAGGGCAAAUGAGCAUCCAGAAGUUGAGACUUCUUUGGGUAAAAUUAGGGGACUUGUAAGGCAAUCUUUUGGUGGACGAAAGUAUGCUGUGUUUGAAGGUAUCCCCUUUGCAAAACCCCCAAUUGGAGAUUUAAGAUUUGAAGACCCCCAACCAACUGAUGGAUGGAAAGGAACAUGGGACGCAACCGUUUCUCACACUUGUAUCCAAACUGCAAGGAAGAUGGUGGACACACUUCAGGGGGAAGAAGAUUGUUUGUACCUAAACGUCUACGUGCCACUAGAAAGACUCCACGAAGGAGAAAACCUGGACGUAAUCGCCUACGUACAUGGUGGAGCUUUUAUGGUUGGCAGUGGUACCUCGUAUGUCUCCCCCGACUUACUUAUGGAUAAAGACGUGGUGUUCGUUUCAUUUAAUUACAGAUUAGGAAUAUUAGGCUUUUUAAGCACCGGUGACGGAACAGUAUCAGGCAACCUGGGACUCAAGGAUCAAGUCCUGGCUCUAAAAUGGAUUCAACGCCACGUCAAAAGCUUCGGCGGCAACCCACAUUCCGUAACAUUGGUCGGCGUGUCGGCCGGAGGAGCCAGCGUCCACUUCCACUACUUCUCGCCCCUGUCCAAGGGGCUGUUCCACCGCGUCUUCUCCGAAAGCGGCGUCGCCUUGAACCCUUGGGCACUGCAGGAAAGACCCGACGAAAAAACGAAGAAACUCGCCAGUUUGGUCGGGUGUUCCGACGAUGAUACGAGGAGUGUUAUCGGUUGUUUGAAAAGGAGACCGGCCACCUUGCUGCUGUCGAAGUUGCCUGAAUUCUACGGUUAUGAAGCGUUUCCGUUUGCACCCUUUGCUCCCGUGGUGGAGUCUAUCAACAAGCCCAAUAGGUUCCUUCCUAAACAUCCCAUACAAGCAUACGUAGAUAAGGAUAUAAUUGAUGUUCCUUGGCUUGUUAGUACAACUUCUGAUGAAGGACUGUUUGUAGCCUAUUGGGUUGCUUCAGAAAUUGAUGAUUUAGAUGAGAAAUGGGCAGACAUUGCAGCCUACGCUUUAGAUUAUAAUUAUACAAUGGCCAAGUCACAGUGGGCAAAAAUAGGAAACAAAAUUAAAGAACAUUAUCUGGGAGCUGGAGUCAAAUUAUCAAAAGACAACUUAAAACAAUUUUCCAAAGUUUUCUCCGAUAGAUUAUUUGUGAAUGGGGCAGAAGACGCCGCAAGAAGACAGUCUAAAGUGAACAAAUCUCCGGUUUAUUACUUUGUUUUUAGCCAUGAAAGUGAACCUUUGAAUAUGUUUAACAUUCCCGGCAUAACUGGUGCUUCGCAUGGCCUUAGCACACAAUUCAUGUACGGGUCAAGAGAUGCUAAAUUUACUGAUGAGGACAAAAAGCUUCUACCCAUUAUGGUGGACAUGUUAACAACAUUCGUCAAAACUGGAAAACCUGAAUUUCCAGGAGUUCAGUGGGAUCCAGUAAGGAGUACUGAUAUAACAUACGUCAAUAUUAAGGGACCAACUGAUAUUAAACUGGAAACUCAAGAUGAAUUGUCACCCAGAGAAUUCUGGAGUAGUUUGGACAUCUUGGAAAAUGAGAAAGUUGUUCUUGUCAAAGAUGAAUUAUAGUUAAUAAAUAUUUACACAAUUUUAAUAAAUACUGCCAAUGCUUCAUCUG
Aethina tumida (small hive beetle) is the source of this 1725-nucleotide messenger RNA. RefSeq names its product venom carboxylesterase-6-like. The transcript has 9 exons. The record is from RefSeq and is a predicted model, not a curated record. Lineage: Eukaryota; Metazoa; Arthropoda; Insecta; Coleoptera; Nitidulidae. Bases 18 to 1676 code for a protein of 552 amino acids.